This is a messenger RNA of Malus domestica (apple), 999 nucleotides long. Lineage: Eukaryota; Viridiplantae; Streptophyta; Magnoliopsida; Rosales; Rosaceae. The record is from RefSeq and is a predicted model, not a curated record.
AUCCUUUUAUUUCCAAGUUCAAUUCCAAUUCCUCCAUUUUUCAAUCGAAUCGAUCGAAUCUCUCUCCCUCUCUCUCUCGAUCUCUCCACCCAAUAUGUAUUUUUGUUUUCAAUUCAAUUUGAGUUCCACAAUUUUUCAAAUCAAUCGAAUCGAUCGAAUCGGAUAAGCACGGGCGACCUUCUCAGCAUCGAUUCUCUGGAGCUCGAGUUCCCCUCCGCGGUGGCAUGGGAAGCGGGGAAGCCACUGUCAAUUGAGGAAGUGGAGGUGGCCCCACCGCAGAAACAUGAAGUUCGCUUGAAGGUCCUCUUCACCUCUCUUUGCCACACCGAUGUCUACUUCUGGGAAGCCAAAGGACAACAACCGCUGUUUCCUCGCAUUUUUUGUCAUGAAGCUGGAGGAGUUGUGGAAAGCGUAGGCGAGGGCGUAACUGAACUCCAGCCGGGUGACCACGUCCUCCCUGUGUUCACUAGAGAGUGCAAGGAGUGCGCGCAAUGUAAGUCGAAGGAAAGCAACAUGUGUGAUCUGCUGAGGAUCAAUACUGAUAGGGGUACCAUGAUCAAUGAUGGCCAGUCCAGGUUCUCCAAGGAUGGAAAACCAAUUUAUCACUGUUUAGGUACUUCUACCUUCAGUGAAUACACUGUUUGUCAUGUUCGUUCCGUUGCUAAGAUCAACCCGGCUGCUCCCCUUGACAAAGUUUGUGUUCGUAGUUGCGGAAUAUGCACAGGUUUUGGCGCCACUGUGAAUGUUGCAAAACCGAAAAAGGGUUCAUCUAUUGCCAUCUUUGGAUUGGGAGCUGUUAGUCUUGCUGCUGCUGAAGGUGCAAGGGUUUCGGGCUGUUCAAGGAUAUAGGAGGGAGGAUGGAUGGGAGGGUGAUUGUUCUUGUUUGCAGGGAGUCUCAGUGAAUUGCGUCACAAUUUAUACAUUAGGUUUAUCAAACUGAACUAUUUAUCAAACUAAACCACAUUUUUUUACCAAAGCAAAGUGAACUAUUUAUCAAAA